UUAGUACUAAAUCGCCAAUCUAUCCUCUUAACUCGUUGAUAAAAGCUAACGUUAAGUCAAUAAAUACCUACUUCAUAAAUGCCUGGCUGAGGUAGUAUUGCGUAGCAAGAUAUAUCUACAAACAUGGGGACACUGAGGGCCACAAUACUUGUAAUUACAGCACUCAUAACAGUCAAUGAGGGACUUUCUCUGCAAAAUAGAAUAAUCGGAGGAACGAACGCACCUGAUAAUCAAUAUCCGUACAUGGUAUCUAUAAGUUACCUUGGAGAACAUAAUUGUGGCGGUUCAGUCGUAGAUCAUGAAUGGAUAGUUACUGCUGCUCAUUGUGUGGAUGGAUUUCCUCUAAACGACCUAACCAUAUACAUUGGUUCUACUAAAUUAAGCAAGGGUGGUUCAAAACACGCUAUAAUUGAAGCACAUAUUCACGAACAAUACGAUUCAAGAACGAUAAAAAAUGAUGUAGCUAUUCUGAAAAUAGCUCCCAUUUCUUAUUCCACUGCAGUAAAUUUUAUCAAACUCGGUGAUGAUUCCGUUGGUGGUGGUCAAGAUUGUACAUUGACAGGAUGGGGUUUCACAAGUUUUAAUGUCAUUGGUGACACCAUUCCGGACGAUUUGCAACAAAUUUCGCUAAAAACAAUCACUGUAGAAGAAUGCCAAGGUUACAAGUUGAGUGUUGGUAUGAAUCAACUGUGUACAUUCACCAAAGCGGGUGAAGGUUUUUGUGUUCAUGACUCUGGCGGUCCAUUAGUAAUGAACAUUGGAGGGGAAAGAAAGCAAAUAGGAAUCGUGUCAUGGGGUAUGCAUUGUGCACGUGGAUAUCCAGAUGUGUACUCUCGAGUGUCAUCGUAUAUUGAGUGGUUCCAUCGCAAAUGUAAUUGCCUUAACAGAUCUGAUUAAAUUAUGAGUGGCACCUUUGUACUAUACCGGUUUGUGAAUAAACCAUGAUGGUAGACCCUCGAA
Molecule: messenger RNA, 960 nt
Organism: Photinus pyralis (common eastern firefly)
Lineage: Eukaryota; Metazoa; Arthropoda; Insecta; Coleoptera; Lampyridae
Product: chymotrypsin-1-like
Exons: 3
Coding region: 124-897 (257 amino acids)
Biological process (GO): proteolysis
Molecular function (GO): serine-type endopeptidase activity
Source: RefSeq, a predicted model, not a curated record